This is a messenger RNA of Protobothrops mucrosquamatus (brown spotted pit viper), 2571 nucleotides long. RefSeq names its product ATP-dependent DNA helicase Q5-like. NCBI's taxonomy places the organism in Eukaryota, Metazoa, Chordata, Lepidosauria, Squamata, Viperidae. Bases 1 to 2424 code for a protein of 807 amino acids. The transcript has 15 exons. The record is from RefSeq and is a predicted model, not a curated record.
AUGGAUUUUGGAUUACAUUUGCAGCCAUCAAAUGAAUUUGAAUUGAAAUGUUUUGUAGACAGUGAUUGGUCUAAUGAUGUACAAAAUAGAAAGUCAGUGUCAGGAUUUGUUGUAAUGAUUGCAAACACAUUAGUUGAUUGGAAAUCUAGAAAGCAGAUUUCAAUUGCCAUUUCCACAGCUGAGGCGGAAUUCAUAGCAUUGUCAGAAUUGUGUUUAGAGUUAACAUGGUAUAUACAAUUGUUAAAGGAUUUGGAUAUUGAAGUGAAAGGAGCUAUACUAGUAUUUGAAGAUAACACAACAUAUAUACAAGUGGCAACAGAUUACAAAAAAGAAAGAAAGAUCACCCUAAGAUCAGCUGCAUCUACACUGAACCUGAAUUUGUAUCAAAGGUUUAAGAAAUUUGCCAAUCCAGAAAGGUUAGCAACAGGAGUAUUGGCGGAUGAGUAUCGGCAAAUAUGUCAUGCUUUUGAAUAUGCAGACAGGCAAAACAUUAAUACUGCUGAUCAUUUUGGAACUGAAUGUGUUCCUUAUUGUACCUCCAUGAGUUGUCGUCAUGCUGCCAUAGCCAACUACUUUGGAGAUGAGGUUCCCCAAUGUAACAGAAGCUGUGAUUACUGUAAGAAUCCAGCAGCAGUGAAGAAGCAAGUGGAAGCAUUACAGCAUAGUACCAAAAGUUGGAGUAGAACCUAUAUUGGACCUUCUGCUUCAUCUUGGAAUGCCUGUGACCCUGAGCUGUAUGGAGGAGGAAAGCGAGGCUGUGGUGGCUUUGAAAGAUAUGAUGAAGAUACCAGGAGUGUGGGUGAAGUUAACGAGGACAGCCAGAAAAAGGAAUGGAACAUUUUCUAUAACAAACAGAUGAAGUUGCGCAGGAGCAGAGAAUCUGAAAACGAUAACUUUGUUCCUCCAGACAGUGAUUGUCCCUUGAAGGAUGCAGCCAGUAGGAAAAUUGCUAGAAUUACAGUAAAGGCUCGAGAACACUGCCUUUGGAUGCUGGAAGAAGCAUUGGUCACCAACCGGCAAGCGGCAGCAGUGACAGAUAGUUCAGGUCUUCUAGCAUGUGCUGUAGAGAUGGAAUAUGAAGCUUUCCGGAUCAAUAAGAUGGCAAACCUAUACAAGGCAUCAGUUCUAAAGAAGGUCACAGAAAUUAAUAAAGCUUCCAAAAAUGGGGAAUUGUACGCUAUACCGGACUUAGGAAUCAGUGACAACCCCAAGAUGAAAGGUGAACCAACUGCUACACAUGAUGAUGUAUUCUGUCAAGCAUCCAAAGUGAAUACUUUCAAACCCAAGAGAAUGGGGAUUGGAUUUCGAAGGAUGUCUGGCAUGUUCCAGUCUGCUUCAGAGGUUCUGUCGGCCAAGGAAGGAGACGAGGUUAAUGUUGUAAAAGAGGAAAUUGGUUCAGACUGGAAGGAGGACGGUGGCUGUGGUCCCAAGCCUUUAGAUAUGGGUGACAUUCUUGAGGAUGAGGAGGAAGCAACCAACAAAAUAUGCAAAAACGGUGGUGAAUCCCCUGAAGAAAAGGGACAGCAUGAUACUGCUGAGGCUGUCACCUCCUUGGCGGUUAGUCUUGAAAAGAGAAAAACUACUAAGAAGCAGUUGCUGUUGGCAGAAGCAGCUAGGAAAGAAUCUCAGAACAUCUCCAAAUUCUUCUCCAUCCCCAAAGCAGGAUGUAAAGCCAAGGCUUCAGAAAUUGAUUUGGCAGAAGAGAAAAUCAACUGUCUCAAUGAACUGCCUCAGUUUCCCUCCCGAAGAGCGUGUGAAGAGAAAGCUGAACCUAAGGAAACGGCGACUGUUUUUAAAGAAGAACUAACGAGUUCACCCCCCAAAAAAGAGCAGGAAUCCAAAAAUAUAGAAAAUCUGUCUUUGGGCAGUCAAAGAUUAGGGAGAGAGUCCUCGUGCUCAGGAUCAAGUCUUGAAAAACCAAAGGCUGAACCUGUGGUUGAAGAAGAUAUGACCAAUGAUUGUGAAAAUCUUAAUGGAAAAAGACCAGGAUCAGCUGAGGACCUGGAGAGCCCUGCUGAAAAGAGGCUACGGAUGAUGAACAAGUCCUCCAUUUUGUCACAGUCAGACGGGAAAGCAGUUGGGCUGGCAAAAAAGAAAGUCACUUUUGAUCCAAAUUUAUCACAGGUUGAUAAAGAAGGGACCACAAGAGUCAUCCAGCCGCCUUCAAAAACAUUGUCGCUUAAGGAAACAGCAGAUAUUGUUGUAAAAUAUUUGACUCCUUUCUACAAAAGUGGGAGAUUUGCAUCUAAGGAUUUGUUCAAGGGAUUUGCCCGACACCUCUCUCAUUUGUUGGCUGCAGACAAAAGCAGUUUCCGCAAAACAGUGAAAGAAGAAGCGCAGAGGCUGAUCAAGUCGUUUUUCAAAAGACGGGACAAGUGUGAAAAUGAAACAGACUGGCAAGAGCUGACCCCUUUGGAAACGUGACUCACAAAAGGCCCGGCUUCGCUUUGCUGGUUGUGACAGAAGACUGUCCCUCCAAGUUUCGCUGUAACUACUACGCUUUGUAACCAUGCAAUGGGGAAGCGGAGGGAGAGGGCAGCUGAGGGAGAGAGAGGUGCCGGGGUUAAGGAU